This is a messenger RNA of Aedes aegypti (yellow fever mosquito), 3629 nucleotides long. Its product is annotated as probable serine/threonine-protein kinase DDB_G0268078. Gene Ontology annotation, biological process: intracellular signal transduction; cilium assembly; protein phosphorylation. Lineage: Eukaryota; Metazoa; Arthropoda; Insecta; Diptera; Culicidae. Gene Ontology annotation, cellular component: cilium; nucleus; cytoplasm. The record is from RefSeq and is a predicted model, not a curated record. The coding region runs from base 1065 to 3320 and encodes 751 amino acids. The transcript has 8 exons. Gene Ontology annotation, molecular function: protein serine/threonine kinase activity; ATP binding.
UUGCAUUGAUAUUACCGUUACGAUCAGACGUAGAUUCGUGUUCCUAUCCGGUUUGAAGUGGAAUCAGUACGAUUCAGAAGGGAUUAACUUUUUAGUGCGAAUGCAACGUGUUUAAUAACUAUGGAUAUAGCUUUCGAUGAUUGAAUUGACUAUCAUAAGUUACCAGUUUUUCGAUACUUUAAAUGAACAAAACCAACAAAACAGUGCAGCAGAAGGACAAAAACAUAAGUGAAGAUAUUGGUUGCCGGGGCAACCGGUAAACAUAACAUGUCCCCAGGACAUGAGGAAAGUGCGUUUUCAUUUUUCACCUUGUUUGUCCUGAUCGGUGCUGCAGAGCGGAAGUUGUUCACGAGGAUAUCAUAGGUUGAUGAUGCAUAUAUCUGGAUACCUUGGGAAAGUGAAACAAACAAAAGUGAAGUUUUUGGUUUAAAACGCUCACUCCAUGCGAUGUUUACUGCGAUAAUUGCCAUCUGUUGAAGUGUAUUGUGUGUGACUGCAUGUAAGAUGGAUAAAAAUCUGGUCAGCAAAACUGUGUCGUGAUUCGUGCUUAUGGCCUCAAUUCGAUUGAGCAUAAUUGUACGUUUUUCCAAGUUUUACCGUGGAAUGUAGAAAAGUAGUUAAUUAAGGUUGUGAGGAAGAAUUUGUCGUGCUUAAAGCGCGAUGAAUAUUAAUGACCUUACAGUAGUUUGUGUCUCAGUCAGUGAUAUUGCAUAUUGAACUUUCGGUUGAGGCAAAUAAAAGAGACUACGAUGACGGAAGGACUUCGGAUGACGUCGACCACCGUGCCAUAGAAUUCAAAGUGUGAUUAGCCCUAAACAUGGAAAUAAGUUACCGCCGGGAGCUACAACAUGUGGGAAGGUAAAGUGUGGUGAAACUCGUCCUAAUGUGUUGCAAAACUGCAAAGGGAAAAACUUACUCUAGUCAGUGACAUGGGACAAGGAAAUGUGUUUGUUUGUUUGUUUAGUGCCUCAUUGCGGCACGGAGAAUGCAGUGCACGAAAAAGUCCUUAGCGAGUGAAUUCAAGGAGGCACGACAACUGCAGCAGCAAAACCGCAACCACAAUCAUGAAUCGAUACCUGACGUUGAGCCAACUGGGGGACGGAACGUACGGUACUGUCGUCCUUGGUCAACGCAAAGACACCGGCGAGAAGGUCGCUAUCAAGCGGAUGAAGCGGAAGUACUACUCCUGGGAGGAAGCCAUGAAUCUUCGGGAGGUUAAGUCCCUGAAGAAACUCUCCCAUGCCAACGUGGUCAAACUGAAGGAGGUCAUCCGCGAGAACGACGUUCUCUACUUUGUGUUCGAGUACAUGCAGGAGAAUCUCUACCAGCUAAUCAAAGAUCGCGAGAAUCACUUCCCCGAGGCAACGAUAAGACUGAUCCUACAGCAAAUCCUUACCGGUUUGGCGUUCAUGCACCGCCAUGGCUUUUUCCACCGGGAUCUCAAACCGGAGAAUGUGCUCUGCUGCGGUCCGGAGCUGGUGAAAAUAGCUGACUUUGGCCUGGCGCGGGAGAUCCGAUCCCGGCCACCGUACACCGACUAUGUUUCUACGCGUUGGUAUCGCGCUCCGGAAGUGCUGCUACACUCUACACGCUACGGCAGUGCGAUUGACCUUUGGGCCGUAGGAUGCAUCAUGGCGGAACUCUACACAUUUCGGCCGCUGUUUCCUGGCUCCAGCGAGGUUGAUCAACUGUUCAAAAUAUGCUCCGUUUUGGGUACUCCGGAUAAGAAUGACUGGCCUGAUGGGCACAAGUUGGCAGUCACAAUACAGUUUCGGUUUCCUGAGUGUCCAAAAAUACCACUGGAAUCUUUGGUGACUCGUGCCAGCUCUUCAGGAAUUCAGUUGCUCGAAGACUUCCUCAAAUGGGAACCGGAGAAGCGACCGACGGCUCAACAAUCUCUGAAGUAUCCUUACUUCGCGUCUGUUAAGCAGCGAACUUCCGCGACUAUUGUAGGCAAUGGAAACGUGCAGCUUCCGCAGAUACAGCAAAAUGGCAAUGGCAUACCCAAUGCGAGAAUAUCAAUCGUGGAUGCAGCUCAAGUAGAAAACAGUGGGAUUACAAGCCGCUUUAGUGUGAACCCCAAUACUGUUUCGGUGAAUAAUGGAAACAUAAAUGGAAGCAUUUAUAAAUCUAUCAGUAAUAGUGAUCUUAAUGAUAUUAAUUCUCUGUUAAGCCUGUCCCGGCUUUCUCAAAAUCCUUCGAUGCCAGAAAAGCGAUCAUCGCUAGAUAAUGGCAAACUCAACGAUAGUGCAAAAAGUAAUGGGAAAUACCAAAGUGGAAUCAAUUACAGUGUGCUCAACGAAAUGCUGAACAACUAUAAUUUGGGAAUAAAUGGUGGUCUCAGCCAUGGUAAUCAACAUCAAGGUCGACUGAAUAGGAACAGUAGCAUCACGAAAUCGAUUACAGAUCGAAGCGAUAGCGGAGUGAACGAUAAUGGCAGCUCGGUUACGAGCUAUUCAAUCAUUAAACCAGCUAUUGUGAAAAUAGAAGAAAAGCCUACGGAAGUUUACGUGGCCGGUCGUAAAGGGGAAAAAGUGAACGAUAUCUACGUGACGCGAAACUCUGGGAAUGGAGGAAGGGUUGGUGCAAUCCGUGCAGCAGUGGAUAGUGAUGAUUCGAGUUACUUCAAUAGUGGGUUUUACCUACACAAACAGACUAGCAAUUCAAAAAGUGAUUUAUUCAAUGAAAGUUUUCUAAACGAUUCGAAGGUGUACAAUGCAUUUUCAAAGCAGCCAGUGCUACUGGCAAGAAAAACAGAUGAUGACAUCAAAGUGAACAUAACGAAAAAUCCGCUCUUGAACCGAGGUCUUCAGAGUAAUUUUAGCAGAAGUUGGGAGCCAGUAAAUGGCAACAGUUUCGAUGAUGAUCUAGAAGAUAUUCUAGGAAGUCGAAUAAAAUCAACGAAAAAAUCAAAUGCCGAGUUCAAACUAGAAGACCUAUUCGGAACGGUUUCGUUUGGAAAGGAUACCAAAAUCUCCAAAUAUCCUAACACAGUACCGUUUGCCAAGGGCGCGAUGAAGAAAGGCGAUGAGCUGACGGAUAUUUUCGAUAAUUCGGAUGCAAAACCAUCGCAUUCCAGUGCGAAUAUAGUUCCUAGACGGAAGAACCAACAGGUGUUUGUUUCGAAUGGAAGUUUUGCUGCGGGAAACGAGUUCAAUGGCGUUAAUGCUUCAUUCAAACUGUUUCCCUGGGAAGAUGCUCCUCGUAAUGUUCCGGAUAAGAAACAGUGGGUUCCGGACAGUGGAGUUCUAACCUACGUUGGUCCUAGUGGAGAUGGCAAGGGACGACCAGAUUGGGCAGCCAAAUAUCUUAGCAAGUAGAACUGCAUAUAGUAGUAAUAGACGAUAGGACAUAGUUAUUUUGGUUGUCAAAAUGAAGCGCUAUAUGUUCACAGCAGAUGUUAACUUUAAUGUUAUGGUAGUGAGAGGAAAUAGAAAACAAAAUCAAACAUACAAAUCUGUGAUAGAUCAGUGCGUUGCCUAGAAUGGUCGUAUUAUUUCAUGUUGACCGUACGCACUCAAGAGAUUUCAGAAGAAAUACUCUUUGCAGGCGUUAUUAAAUUCUGAUGUACUGUUCAAGUGUAAAAUGCUGGAAAUAAACCUAUAUGAUGCGAUAUAAACGUUUAAAAA